CAGCUCCUUUACCUUUGCUGAGCAACAUACUACGCACUACUUGGAGAUUGACUUCCAACUUUCGACACGACACGCUUGUCAAUUCCUCCCUCUUCCACAAACCACCUGCCGAUCCCAAGUGACUCGAGUCAAUCCGUCGCUUGCCAGAACCUAGAAUCCCCUCUACCAAUCUCUGCACCAGAAACACCAGACAAAAUGGCUGCACAGGCAAUCAAGAGUGCCAUCCCGUCCCACCUCAAGCCUGGCAAUGGCGAUUCUGAGGCUGAGUUCGCGAACAAGCAUCAUGGCAAGACUAGAUCUCACAUGGCUUUCGAGAACACAAGCACCAACAUCGCCGCUGCCCAGAUGCGGAACUCCCUCACUACUCUGGCUGAGACAGUGAAGGACCCCGAGCAGAAGCAGCUUUUCGAGACUGAGAUGGACAACUUCUUCUCUCUGUUCCGACGAUACCUGAACGACAAGGCCAAGGGCAAUGCUGUCGACUGGGACCGUAUCGCACCUCCUGCACAGAACCAGGUUGUUGACUACGAUGACCUCGCCAACUCCGAGUCCGUCGACUUCCUGAACAAGCUGGCCGUUCUGAAGCUUAACGGUGGUCUCGGCACCUCCAUGGGAUGCGUUGGCCCCAAGUCCGUCAUUGAGGUCCGCGACGGCAUGUCCUUCCUGGAUCUCUCCGUCCGACAAGUCGAGUACCUGAACCGCACCUAUGGCACCAAUGUGCCUUUCAUCCUGAUGAACUCGUUCAACACCAACGAUGACACUGCGGCUAUCAUCAAGAAGUACGAGGGCCACAACGUCGACAUCCUCACCUUCAACCAGUCUCGUUACCCUAGAAUCUACAAGGACUCUCUCCUCCCUGUCCCCAAGGAUUUCGAAUCGCCGAUCAACGAGUGGUACCCUCCCGGACACGGUGACGUGUUCGAGUCCCUGUACAACUCGGGAAUCCUGGACAAGCUGAUUGAGCGUGGCAUUGAGGUCAUCUUCCUCUCCAACGUUGACAACCUGGGCGCUGUUGUCGACCUGCGCAUCCUGCAGCACAUGAUGGAGACUAAGGCCGAGUACAUCAUGGAGUUGACCAACAAGACCAAGGCUGAUGUCAAGGGUGGUACCAUCAUCGACUACGAGGGCUCCGUGCGCCUACUGGAGAUCGCUCAGGUUCCCAAGGAGCACGUCAACGAGUUCAAGUCGAUCAAGAAGUUCAAGUACUUCAACACCAACAACAUCUGGAUGAAUGUUCAGGCCAUCAAGCGCGUUGUCGAGAACAACGAGCUGGAGAUGGAGAUCAUCCCCAACGGCAAGACGAUCCCUGGCGACAAGAAGGGCGAGAGCGACAUCAGCAUCAUCCAGCUCGAGACUGCUGUCGGCGCUGCCAUUCGGCACUUCAACAACGCCCACGGUGUCAACGUGCCCCGCCGGCGUUUCCUGCCCGUCAAGACCUGCUCGGAUCUGAUGCUCGUCAAGUCUGACUUGUACGGCCUCAAGCACGGCCAGCUGCAGAUGAACUCCGCCCGUUUCGGCGACGCGCCCCUCAUCAAGCUCGGCAGUGACUUCAAGAAGGUCUCUGACUUCCAGAAGCACAUCCCCUCCAUCCCCAAGAUCAUUGAGCUUGAUCACCUGACCAUCACCGGCGCUGUUAACCUGGGCCGUGGCGUGACCCUGAAGGGAACCGUCAUCAUCGUCGCAACAGAGGGCAGCACCAUCGACGUUCCUCCAGGAUCGAUCCUAGAGAAUGUGGUGGUUCAGGGCAGCCUGCGCCUCCUGGAGCAUUAAAGAGGUUAUCUGCAUACCUUCUUUUGUUGCCUUGGUUUCGCCGCACGGCUUUUCUCAUUUCUGCAUUGGCUGUACUCCUCUGCCGAAUUCACGUGCAUGGUUUUGAGGAUGGAACGUACAGGCAAAAUGGGGUAGGGGCCGACGAUGCGAGAUGGGGGAUAAAUGCGUUUUGCCUUGGAGUUUUGAGAGCCAACUCGUAGUCAAUCUGCCUUACAAAGAUUAGACUUACUAAUGCAAGAAAGUAAAAAUUAAUUCUUCUG
Messenger RNA from Cryphonectria parasitica EP155, 2030 nucleotides. RefSeq lists its product as uncharacterized. Bases 196 to 1770 code for a protein of 524 amino acids. Lineage: Eukaryota; Fungi; Ascomycota; Sordariomycetes; Diaporthales; Cryphonectriaceae. Gene Ontology annotation, cellular component: cytoplasm. Gene Ontology annotation, molecular function: UTP:glucose-1-phosphate uridylyltransferase activity. The transcript has 5 exons. The record is from RefSeq and is a predicted model, not a curated record. Gene Ontology annotation, biological process: UDP-alpha-D-glucose metabolic process; glycogen metabolic process.